Messenger RNA from Coturnix japonica (Japanese quail), 3494 nucleotides. It is a transcript of the gene MOCS3, whose product is annotated as molybdenum cofactor synthesis 3. Gene Ontology annotation, cellular component: cytosol; cytoplasm. Lineage: Eukaryota; Metazoa; Chordata; Aves; Galliformes; Phasianidae. The record is from RefSeq and is a predicted model, not a curated record. Gene Ontology annotation, molecular function: thiosulfate-cyanide sulfurtransferase activity; URM1 activating enzyme activity; adenylyltransferase activity. Gene Ontology annotation, biological process: tRNA wobble position uridine thiolation; protein urmylation.
AUUAAUUUUCUUUUCAAGUCCCAGCCAUAUACUCCUCCAUUUCCUUUGUACCUUGUUCCGGAUACAAUAUCAAAAUUGCCUUCUUUCUGCUUUCUAUUAGAAAUAGGUUUUUAUCAGAAAAACAGGAAGAACAUUUGUAUGAAGCGAGUAGGAAUUUCAAAGCAAAAAGGAUCACUCAGUAUAAAAUGUGCAACUUUAAACAAAUAAAUAGAGAACGCAGCAAAACAAGCCAUGACCAUUAUGCAUUUUAAAAGCAGUUUUCUGUUCCUUGUAAUGGUUGCUCAGCUCAGAAGUACCGUGUCACACAUGUCACACGUGUGCUCUGUUAGUUUAAAUUUGGGGAUUUUUAGUCCAGUUGGAAACUUUUUUUCCCCUGAAUUAUUUUGGAACAAACCCAGUGAAGUCCCAUCACUUGUACUGGAACUGCUGCCCUGAGCAUUUCUUACUACAAUGAGACAGCUCUCAAAUCUUCCUACAAAACAAUGAGCAUUUACAUGUUUAAACUAGAAGCAGCACCCACCUGAUGAACUCUGGAAUAAAUUUUGGCUGAAAUAUAAAGAACACAGAUUAGAGAAAGGAGUCCGGAGGGUGGGGGGACAUAAGGGAAAAUGUAAUUAUAAUGGAUUAAAAAACAACUAUGUGUAAAAUACAGCUUACAUGGUGAGACAGGUCAGCAUCCAUAAUGACAAUGAAGUUCCCCGUGGCGUGCUUCAUUCCGUGAAUGUAGGCAGUGCCUGAUGAAAGCAGGACGGAAAGUUUCCCUCUGUAUUUUAACAUACGUGAUCUCCUAAACUCAGCUUUAUCUUCUGGUUUAAAAUCUUAAAGUUUCACCACAACAUGAUUAACCAAAUGCUCCUAAAAUGAUACGUUGACGGUCAGAUAUUAAAGCUGUUUCCCCCCUUUUAAUUCAGCACUAGUUUUUAUAGCCGUUACCCUUGUCACUGCACUAGAAAUGCAGAGAAACAAGCCCUGGUAGCAGGGCGCUACAGAACUGACGUGCCCAGAAGCAGCGCGGGCACUGCUCAUCUCUUUAUCUACUUACUACAAACCAGCAGAAACCAGCACUUACCAAGGCCCAACUUUUUUGGUCUGGGUCUUAGAAGCUGCAAGACAUAAAAAUAUACAUCAAUUGAAGAACAAUUUCAAUUACUUCUGUGACGCCUUAGAAUUCUAUAUCUUUAGUUAUAAAAAUACUUGAAAAACUCAUUUUCAUUUGUUAAAAAUCCACGUGGUACAUAAAAAUGAACUAAUCAGAGACAGAGAGACAGGAAGAGCAGAAAUAACAGCACAACUCACGAUGGUGUCGGCCCCGUACAAGCGCUGCAGCUGCUCGGCGACCUGCUGCGUCCCGUCCGGGCUGCCGUCAUCUAUGACGAUGAUCUCGAAAUCCGUCCCGCUGAAAGCACAGCCGGCCCGGGAGCGGAUAUCAGCGGAUAUCAACAGAUACCGGCGGAUAUCAGCGGAUAUCAACAGAUACCAGCGGAUACCAGCAGAUAUCAGCGGAUACCGGCGCUUCGUACAGCGCGAAACGCGACGCGAGCCGCUGUGCGGGCAGUUUGACGCGGUGCCCGUUACCGCGGCGCUCGGAUCUCCGUCCCGUCCCGCCCGUACCUACUGCGCAGGGUCCGCUCCAGCAGCCACACGACCAGCGGCAGGUUGUCGCGCUCGUUGUACGUGGGCAGCAGCACCGACACCUUGUCGCCGCGCCGGGCCGCCAUGUCAGCGCCGCUGCGACCGGGACCGGCGGCGGGGCCGGAAGUGUCCCGCCGGAGGCGGAAACCGGGUCCGCCCGCUGCUGUCAGACAUGGCGGAGGCGGCGCGGCUGAGGGAUGAGAUCGAGCGGCGGGAGCGGGAGCUGCGGGAACUGCGGGAACGGCUGGGAGCUGUUAUGGAGGGACACAGGGAUGGGACCGAGCGGCGGGAUGAUGGGACCGACCGGCGGGAUGAUGAUACUGCCCGGCGGGAUGAUGCUGAUGCUGCUGAUGCCGCCGACGCCGUGUUCCGUGCCGAGCUCCCCCCCGUGCCCGGCCGUUCGGCGCUGAGCCCCGCCGACAUCCAGCGCUACAGCCGGCAGCUGGUGCUGCCCGAGCUGGGCGUGCGGGGGCAGCUGCUGCUCGCCCGCUGCUCCGUGCUCGUUGUCGGCUGCGGCGGGCUGGGCUGCCCCCUGGCCCAGUACUUGGCCGCGGCCGGCGUGGGCCGCCUGGGGCUGGUGGAUCACGACGUGGUGGAGACGAGCAACCUGCACCGGCAGGUGCUGCACGGGGAGGCCCGCACGGGGGUCCCCAAGGCCGCGUCCGCCGCGGCGGCUUUGCGGCGGCUGAACUCCGGCGUGCACUACGUGCCGUACUGCGGGGCUCUGAGCUCCCGCAGCGCCCUGCGCCUGGUGCGGCAGUACGACGUGGUGGCGGACUGCUCCGACAACGUGCCCACCCGGUACCUGCUGAACGACGCCUGCGUCCUGGCCGGGAAGCCGCUGGUGUCGGGCAGCGCCCUGCGGCUGGAGGGGCAGCUGGUCGUGUACAACUACCAGGGCGGGCCGUGCUACCGCUGCCUGUUCCCCAAACCGCCCCCGCCGGACACGGUGACGAACUGCGCGGACGGCGGAGUGCUGGGCGUCGUGCCGGGCAUCGUGGGGUGCAUUCAGGCCUUGGAAGUGUUGAAGAUCGUUUCGGGGAUGGGUUCCACCUUCAAUCGGUUCAUGCUGAUGUUUGAUGCCCUGGAGGGCCGGUUUCGCAACAUCAAGUUAAGACCGAAGAAAUCAGACUGUGCCGUCUGUGGUGACAAUCCGUCUGUCACUGCCCUUCAGGAUUAUGAGGCGUUCUGUGGUUCUUCUGCCACAGACAAAUGUAGAACUUUACAUCUGUUGUCCAGUAAGGACAGGAUAUCUGUGGAGGAAUACAAACAACUGCUGGAUGAGCAAGUUCCUCACGUGCUGCUGGAUGUUCGCCCUCAGGCUGAAGUGGACAUCUGUCACCUGGAACAUGCUGUCCACAUCCCUCUGAGUAAAUUAGAAGAAAAAGACAAAGAAUAUCUGGAAUACUUAGAAAAAAGAAUUUGUGAAGAAAAGCAGAGAACUGAUGGCCAAGCGUCUUUUCCUGUGUAUGUUGUUUGCAAAUUAGGAAAUGACUCCCAGAAGGCUGUAAGAAUUCUGCAGGAGUUACCUGACAAAGAAUUUGGUCCUAUAUUAGCGAAGGAUAUUAAAGGGGGGCUCAUGACUUGGGCCAGUAGAAUUGACCCCACAUUUCCUCAGUACUAAAAAACCCAAUGUUAUAGAAAGGAUGAGUGUUAACAGUAAAUUCUCUAGAAUUUAAUUUUCUUUGUGCAGCACCUACAUCAUGUGAGUCAAAUGAGGUGUAAAUGCUCUUUUAAAUAGUGUAUUUUGACGUUAUAUGUAUUUUUAUAGAUGCUUGGUUAUUAUUUUUUUAAUGUAAAAAUAUGAAAUGAUUCAUGGAAAUUGAAAGAAAUAAAUUCAGUGGUUCUUAUUUAAAAGUGAA